AUGUGUAGAGACAGCAGCAGCAGCGACAGUUGUAGAUGUGUAGAGACAGCAGCAGCAGCGACAGUAGUAACAUUAGAGACAACAGUUACAGCUGAACUAGCGACGGUAGUAGUAGUAGAGACAGCAGCAACGACAGUUGUAGAAGUAGAGACAGCAGCAGCGGCAGUUGUAGAAGUAGAGACAGCAGCAGCGACAGUUGUAGAAGUAGUAGAGACAGCAACAGCGACAGUUGUAGAAGUAGUAGAGACAGCAGCAGCGACAGUUGUAGAAGUAGAGACAGCAGCAGCGACAGUUGUAGAAGUAGAGACAGCAGCAGCGACAGUUGUAGAAGUAGAGACAGCAGCAAUAUUAGAGACAACAACAGAAGUAGCGACAGCAGCAGCGACAGUUGUAGAAGAAGAGACAGUAGAAGUAUUAGAGACAACUACAGAAGUAGUGACAGCAGCCUCGGCUAAGCCAGUAGUACAGGUACCGACAGCAGUAAAAGUAGCGACAGUAAUACACGUACAAGAACUAGAGACAGCAUCAGAUUCGGGAGUAGGAAAGUAG
This is a messenger RNA of Aplysia californica (California sea hare), 549 nucleotides long. Its product is annotated as protein PRY2-like. Bases 1 to 549 code for a protein of 182 amino acids. The record is from RefSeq and is a predicted model, not a curated record. The transcript has a single exon. Lineage: Eukaryota; Metazoa; Mollusca; Gastropoda; Aplysiida; Aplysiidae.